This is a messenger RNA of Moesziomyces antarcticus, 600 nucleotides long. RefSeq lists its product as uncharacterized. The coding region runs from base 1 to 600 and encodes 199 amino acids. The transcript has 2 exons. Gene Ontology annotation, molecular function: oxidoreductase activity. Lineage: Eukaryota; Fungi; Basidiomycota; Ustilaginomycetes; Ustilaginales; Ustilaginaceae. The record is from RefSeq and is a predicted model, not a curated record. Gene Ontology annotation, cellular component: mitochondrion.
AUGUCGAUUCGCUUCCACAAGGGUCCAUCGAUCAUCACACUGUUUCAUGACGCCUCUUCGCCUGCUUCGAAACAGGUGCUGCAGCUGCUGACCAACUACACUCGACGCACUGCCCAGGCAGCACCGUCGAGUGGGUCGCACGGCGAGUCGUGCGUGGUGGAAGCCAACGGCGGCGGUGUGGGUGCGUCCGAGUAUCUGAGGCAGGCAGCUGAGCCGCCGAGCGAAUCGGCAUUCCAGCUCGAGGUGGUGGAUCGAAAGGCCAACCCUCCCACCGCGCACCAGCUCAGGAGCAUCAUCGACUACCUAGCGUCCAGCGCCGAGAGCCAACAGUCUGAAGGAAAGAUUGAGGCAAAGCGAGCAAAGCCGAGGUAUACGCCCAGUGGCUUCGACUUGAAAGCACACGAGCAGCGACGCACCGCUUUGGCACAACACCUCGUCGACUCGGACGCCGGCAUGCCGCGCAUCAAAGACGGCCCCAUCGUCGUCAACUGGGACGAGGGUGAGGCGGCUACCUCACUCGACGGUGUGCAGCGUAUGCUGGCGCGGCUCCAGCAGCAAAAGUCGGAACGAGAACCGGCUUCGUCGUGCGUGAUUGCUUGA